Molecule: messenger RNA, 1083 nt
Organism: Nothoprocta perdicaria
Lineage: Eukaryota; Metazoa; Chordata; Aves; Tinamiformes; Tinamidae
Gene: ATP6V0C
Product: ATPase H+ transporting V0 subunit c
Exons: 4
Coding region: 139-573 (144 amino acids)
Biological process (GO): proton transmembrane transport
Cellular component (GO): proton-transporting V-type ATPase, V0 domain
Molecular function (GO): proton-transporting ATPase activity, rotational mechanism
Source: RefSeq, a predicted model, not a curated record
CGCGAGCAACGAGGCAGGCGGCGGCGGCGGGUCCCGCUCUUUCCCCUGCCCGCUCCUCGCCCUCCUCUCGGCUCUCGCCGCCGCGGCGCCGGCGGCGCGCAGCGCAGCGCAGCUCUCCCGUCCCCGCCGCCCGCAGCCAUGUCGUCGGGCAGCACUCCCGAAUACGCCUCCUUCUUCGCCGUCAUGGGCGCCUCGGCCGCCAUGGUCUUCAGCGCCUUGGGAGCUGCUUAUGGAACAGCAAAGAGUGGCACAGGUAUCGCAGCCAUGUCCGUCAUGAGGCCCGUCAUGGCGGGUAUUAUAGCCAUCUAUGGCCUGGUAGUGGCAGUCCUCAUUGCCAACGCGCUCUCGCCUUCCAUCACGCUAUUCAAGAGCUUUCUUCAGCUGGGUGCUGGCUUGAGCGUGGGCCUCAGUGGCCUGGCUGCCGGCUUUGCCAUUGGCAUCGUGGGCGAUGCAGGUGUACGGGGAACAGCACAGCAGCCCCGAUUAUUUGUGGGCAUGAUCCUGAUCUUGAUCUUCGCUGAAGUUUUGGGUCUCUAUGGCCUCAUUGUUGCCCUUAUCCUCUCUACAAAGUAAAUGUCACAGUAUGAUGUAAAGAGAUAUAAGAAAUCCACAUUAAAAAAAAAAAGCUCCCGAAUGAAAAUGGUCUUUCCAAUGUGUACAGUUGUCCCAAUUUGGUAGUUGAUCUCUUGUAAAUGCGCAAUAUAUGUUAGUGACUUGUCUGUCAUGUGUGUACUUCAAUAUUAAAUUGGAUGGGCUGCUCCAAGCCUGCUCUGUGGCUUGGGGUGGCCUGUGUGCAAUUUUCCACCCAUUUGCUGUUAGUACUUUAUGUAUAAAUAUGAACUAGACGUGUAAUUUUUUUCUCUUCACUGGAUGUUUAUUUAUAAAAGACUUGACAUGUUCAUACACCUAUGGAGCAAGGAUUUUCAAUUUCCCAUGCUAUAUAUAUUAAUCUUAUAUAUAGGUAGAUUAUUACACUGUGGGGUCAAUUGUAAGUGCAGAGAAUUCCUUGGAUGUAAUUUUGAUUCUAAAGAUUGCUGUAGUGUCCUGGUAUUGGAGUAUGAGAAUUGUUUGUGUUAUAUUACA